Messenger RNA from Notechis scutatus (mainland tiger snake), 2194 nucleotides. The record is from RefSeq and is a predicted model, not a curated record. NCBI's taxonomy places the organism in Eukaryota, Metazoa, Chordata, Lepidosauria, Squamata, Elapidae.
CUCGUAGUCAGGUGAUCGGACUCGGAAGACUUCCCGGCCGAACAGAUAGACUUCGGGAAGCCUGCGAUUGCCGGGCGCCGCGAUGGCUGCGGACCCUUGGUUGUUAUUGUACGAUUCUGCUUGCUAUAUUGCACAAGAGAUAGCUGAAAAAAUUCAAGAACACAACAGAUACCAGAGGAGUGGUGAAAGUACAACUAAGGUCAGUGUUGCACUCAGGUCUUCAUUGCAAAAUCUUGAAGAAAAAACCAAUCGCCUGAAGGACCUGUUGUUUCACUCUGUAUCAACACGUCAGAUAACCCAAAUAGAAGGAGAAAGGCGGCAAAUUUUAGUAGAUGAACUUUUCACAGCACACAGAAAACUCCAAGCAUCUUUCCAAAAUGAAAACACAGAACCUGAUGUAAUAAGGUCUAGCCUAAUGGCAGGCGGGGUCAGAAGACAAAUAAUAAAUCCAUGGCUUGUAGAGGAGCCCGAGGAAACGAGAGGUCUUGACUUCCAUGAUAUCCGACAGCAACAACAGAGAAUUAUAGAAGAACAAGAUUCCGGUCUGGAUGCACUCUCUUCAAUUUUAUCUCGCCAAAAACAAAUGGGACAGGAAAUUGGAAAUGAAUUAGAGGAACAGAAUGAAAUCAUUGAUGAUCUUGCCAAUUUGGUAGAAAAUACAGAUGACAAACUACGCAAACAAACCAAAAAUGUCUUGAGGGUGGAGAAAAAGUCAACUUCCUGUGGGAUGAUGGUGGUGAUCGUAUUAUUGCUGAUUGCUAUUGUAGUUGUUGCUGUGUGGCCUACAAAGUAAUCAAAGAUCAUCUCAUUUUGCAACUAAGUGUUAAUCAUCUACAGCAAGGACAACCCCACUUUGUCGUUGGCACUGUCCAUGGAUAUAGCUGUUCUCACUCCACUACAAAAGACAGAUCUAUGCCUGAGCUACAUAAAGGUUUUACAAAAUUCUGUAUAAAACUCAAGAACAUAAUUGGGAAAGAAAUGACUUACCAGAAUAAACUUCAAGGCGUAAAUUGAAAUUAAUUUCAAAGAAAUACUUUGUCUAUAAAUGCUUUUAAUAGUACUAAGUGGAAUUUUCUCUUAAUCUCUGCAGUGUCUAAUUAAAAUAUUAGCAUUUUCUUUCUAGCAUUAGUUUCUUAUUGCUGAAAUAUAUGGUUCUUCCUGAGAGAAUGUCAAAGAUUCAAGAGAAACUACCAUUUUUGAACAUCUUUCAAAUAAAUAAAAAAUACACAAAAUCUUUCACUUGUGUCAGAGGGCAAUUACUAUUGUAAAAUGGUAAAUAUAUAUCAGAUAUAUAUUUUAGAAAGAAAAGAUGAAGUUUCUGUCCAAAAAUGAAGAAUCAAACAUAUUAUGUUAUGUUUCUUUUCUUUACCAAGGUACAUUAAUAGCAGAAAAGAAAUUGAAUUACUAUAGAUACCCAGAGUUUCAAAAUGUGUUUUUUCUAUAUAUGAUUUUUAUAAAAUGAUUCUCUUAGCAGAAUUGGCAGGAAAAUGACUUAACGUCUCUCGGGAACUUGCUCUGAACACUCAAAAUCUACAAUGAAAUAUUAGCAGAGCACAUUUUGGAGAUUGAUGAAGGCUUCAAGGGAGACAAAUCCUGUUGCAUCAACAUCUUUCUAUUUAUGCAACACUGGAUUAAACGCCAGUGUUAAUCCAUGUCCAGAUAUUGUUAUUUUUGCUGUAUAUAUAUUGACAUAAUGGAUAAUAAGACAGUAAGACUGAAUAGAAACCAUUUUAGUUCUAUAGGAUUUCUUUUGUUAUCUUGUAUUUUAUUCUAUUUUGUAUCCUUUUCUGCCAAGAAUAUUUAAAACCUUUAUCUGUGUUCUUGAAUAUCUAGGAUUAAUGACAUUCUGGCCCAUGUAGCAUUGAUAUAUGUUGAAUAAUUCAGAUUUGAGGAAAUGUGGUAUGAGAUCCGAUGAUUUCAGAAGAAAACUAUAUUAAGAGCCUUAUCUAUAUCUCCAGUAAAGGGCUGAAAUUCUUUAGUAGACUUUGUGUGUGUGUGUGUUAUUUGGUAUUUCAGAGUAAUUGAUCUUUACCAUGUUUGACCAAAUAGAAUUGAUGAUCCAUUAUUCAAUAUGAUAAAGGUUCAAUUUAAAAAAACACAAAACAAAUUGAUAUAUUAAUUAGAAAGAUAGGAUAAAAAUCUCCAAAUGAAAUGUUUGACCAGCUGAUAUCAAAGGCUAUUUUUUCUAUUGCCA